Leptonychotes weddellii (Weddell seal) is the source of this 307-nucleotide messenger RNA. NCBI's taxonomy places the organism in Eukaryota, Metazoa, Chordata, Mammalia, Carnivora, Phocidae. The record is from RefSeq and is a predicted model, not a curated record.
GACGCGCUGCGCACGCACCGCCGCGCGCUCCGCCCGGGAACGCGGGGCGCCAUUUGACCCCGCCACCGCGCCGUAGGUCGGGCUGCACGCCGCCGGCUGCCAUGGCGGACGUGUCCGAGCGGACGCUGCAGCUGUCUGUGCUAGUGGCCUUCGCGUCCGGAGUGCUGGUGGGCUGGCAGGCGAACCGGCUGCGGAGGCGCUACCUGGACUGGAGGAAGCGGAGGCUGCAGGACAAGCUGGCGACGACUCAGAAAAAGCUGGACCUGGCUUGAGACCCCGCGCUGUCGGCCCCCGUCGGCCCCCGCCG